AUGCGCUUCGAGGGCGCGGAACGGCGCGACGCCGUUGCCUUCCAUCCGCUGCUGGCGCCGCGCCCGAGCGACUUCUCGGUGUCUGCCCUGCUGACGGCAGGGGCACUGCCACCGCCACCAUAUCUUCCCGCGGCGCUGGCCGCCGCCGCCGCGCUGUCCGGACCUUGUCCGCUGCUCAAGCCGCCGCCGCCGCCUUACGCACCGCUGCCUCCCGACGACGACGGCGUCGUCGACGACCCCAAAGUGACCCUCGAAGGCAAGGACCUCUGGGAGAAGUUUCACAAGCUCGGCACCGAAAUGGUGAUCACCAAAAGUGGCAGGUCAGUACGGGUCCGCUGCGCUGUCGUCGCUCGUAUCUGUGCGUACCUCCAGCACGAUGUCUUACGUGAUCUGAGUGUAGUGUGUGUCCAGUUUACGAUCUUCAUGCGUUACGGUCAUAGCGGUAAGUCGAUUCGAUGUAGAUGUGUGCCUAGCCGUCUAGAACGAUGUUUGUAG
Messenger RNA from Pieris macdunnoughi, 495 nucleotides. The record is from the annotation of a GenBank genome assembly. NCBI's taxonomy places the organism in Eukaryota, Metazoa, Arthropoda, Insecta, Lepidoptera, Pieridae.